Molecule: messenger RNA, 4659 nt
Organism: Dromiciops gliroides (monito del monte)
Lineage: Eukaryota; Metazoa; Chordata; Mammalia; Microbiotheria; Microbiotheriidae
Gene: FGFR3
Product: fibroblast growth factor receptor 3
Exons: 19
Coding region: 406-2967 (853 amino acids)
Biological process (GO): positive regulation of MAPK cascade; multicellular organism development; positive regulation of cell population proliferation
Cellular component (GO): membrane; signaling receptor complex
Molecular function (GO): fibroblast growth factor receptor activity; ATP binding; fibroblast growth factor binding
Source: RefSeq, a predicted model, not a curated record
GCCGCCGCCGCUGUUGCAGGGGCUGCGCUGGAGAGCUGGCCCGGGCGCACUGUGUGCGGUGACGGCGGCGGCAGCUGGCGCCGCUCGGUCCCUUGCUCCGGAGGAGGAGGAGGAGCUGUGCGCCCGGGAAUCCUGGGCAGGGGAGCCGCCGCCGUCGGAGCGGGGCCCUGAGAGAACGGAGCGGAGCCGAGGGCUCGGGAGCAGCCGCGGCUUCCAGCCCCCGGGGGACACGCACGACCCGGCCUGGCCGAAGCCGGUGAAACCCUAGCAGCAGCAGAGCGCAGAGCCCCGUGGUCUCCUUCCUCCCGGGGAACUCAGCCGGGCGGCGCCGCGGAGCGGUCCCAGCCGCAGGUCGAAGGAGCCGGGAACUCCGGGGAGAGGCGAAGCCCAGCAUGCUGCCGGAGGAUGCCUGAGGCUGGCCGGCCUGCAAGCGGGCGGCUUCCCGGGCCCUCCCGGAGCCUACUCGGAGGAAUGGUGACCGCGGGCUGCGUCUUGGUCUUCUCCUUGGCUGUGGUCGUGAAUGGUGCCGGUGCCGGUACCGGCCCGGGUCCGGGGCUGGUCAUCUCUCACCUGGAGCCUCGCCCUGCCAGGAGAGCCACAGAGCAACUGAGGAGUGAGCCCAGAACUCAGGAGGAGUUGAUCUUCUCAAGUGGGGAGAGCAUCGAGCUCGGAUGUGAGGCUCAGGACACGUCCAUGCUGUCCUGGUUCAAGGAUGGUGUGGCGAUCUUCCCCACCAACAGGACCCACAUCGGGCCCGACCUGCUGAAGAUCAUCAACGUCUCAUAUGACGACUCUGGGCUCUACACCUGCCGGCAGAAGCAUUCCAGUGAGGUUCUCUGCAACUUUACCAUCCGGGUGACCGAGUCCCCAUCGUCUGGUGAUGAUGAAGAUGAUGAAGAUGAAGGAGAAGAGUCAGCCGUGCCUGACCAUCCAAGGGAGCCUGACCUUCCUCACCCACCUCUCCAUGGUGCCCCAUACUGGACCCGCCCAGAGCGAAUGGAAAAGAAACUCCUCGCUGUUCCUGCUGCAAACACAGUCCGCUUCCGGUGUCCAGCUGCGGGCAACCCCACCCCUACCAUCUACUGGCUGAAGAAUGGCAAAGAAUUCAGAGGAGAACAUCGGAUUGGGGGGAUCAAGCUAAGACACCAGCAGUGGAGCCUCGUGAUGGAGAGCGUGGUGCCCUCGGACCGAGGGAACUACACCUGCGUGGUGGAGAACAAGUACGGCAGCAUCCAACAGACCUAUACCCUGGAUGUCCUGGAGAGGUCCCCACAUCGGCCCAUUCUGCAGGCCGGCCUCCCGGCCAAUCAGACCGUGGUCGUGGGGAGCAACGUGGAAUUCCACUGUAAGGUGUACAGCGAUGCCCAGCCCCACAUUCAGUGGUUGAAACAUGUAGAGGUGAACGGCAGCAAGUACGGUCCGGACGGAACGCCCUACGUCACCGUCCUCAAGACGGCAGGAGUUAACACAACGGAUAAGGAGCUAGAAAUUCUCUAUUUGCGCAAUGUCACCUUUGAGGAUGCGGGGGAGUAUACUUGUCUUGCUGGGAAUUCUAUUGGGUUCUCACACCACUCUGCUUGGCUGAUGGUGCUCCCAGCUGAAGAAAUGGUUGAAAUGGAUGACUCAGGCAGCGUCUUUGCUAGCCUCCUCAGUUAUGGGCUUGGGUUUUGUCUCUUCAUUGUGGUGGUGGCGGUGACCGUGGCCAUUUGUCGGCUGAAGAUGCCCUCCAAGAAAGCCAUCAACACCCCCACUGUUCAGAAGGUGUCCAAGUUCCCGCUGAAGCGACAGGUAACAGUGUCCCUGGAGUCGAACUCGUCCAUGAAUUCCAACACGCCCCUGGUGAGAAUCGCCCGCCUCUCCUCCAGCGAGGGGCCCAUGCUGGCCAACGUGUCUGAGUUGGAGCUUCCUGCCGACCCCAAGUGGGAGCUGUGCAGAUCUCGUCUCACCCUGGGAAAACCUCUUGGCGAAGGCUGUUUUGGCCAGGUGGUGAUGGCGGAAGCCAUAGGCAUCGAUAAAGACAAACCCAACAAGCCUGUCACCGUAGCUGUGAAGAUGUUGAAAGAUGAUGCCACAGACAAGGACCUGUCUGACUUGGUCUCCGAAAUGGAAAUGAUGAAGAUGAUUGGCAAACAUAAAAACAUCAUUAACUUGCUGGGAGCCUGCACACAGGAUGGCCCCCUUUACGUCCUUGUGGAAUAUGCGUCCAAGGGGAACCUUCGGGAGUAUCUGCGAGCCAGGAGACCCCCGGGCAUGGAUUACUCCUUCGAUACCUGCAAGCUUCCAGAGGAACAGCUGACCUUCAAGGACCUGGUGUCCUGCGCCUACCAGGUGGCCCGAGGCAUGGAGUACCUGGCCUCUCAGAAGUGCAUUCACCGGGACCUGGCUGCCCGGAAUGUACUAGUGACGGAGGACAGUGUGAUGAAGAUCGCAGACUUUGGCCUGGCCCGGGACGUGCACAACAUUGACUACUACAAGAAAACCACCAAUGGGCGGCUGCCUGUGAAGUGGAUGGCUCCCGAAGCCCUGUUUGACCGAGUGUACACUCACCAGAGUGAUGUCUGGUCUUUUGGUGUUCUGCUUUGGGAGAUCUUUACUCUAGGAGGGUCCCCCUACCCUGGGAUUCCAGUGGAGGAACUCUUCAAGCUGUUAAAAGAGGGCCAUCGGAUGGACAAACCCGCCAACUGUACCCAUGACCUAUACAUGAUCAUGCGGGAGUGCUGGCAUGCUGUCCCAUCCCAGAGACCCACCUUCAAGCAGCUAGUUGAAGACCUAGAUCGAGUCCUCACAGUCACAUCAACAGAUGAGUACCUGGACCUGUCUGUGCCUUUUGAACAAUACUCCCCCACCUGCCAGGACAGCCACAGCACCUGCUCCUCAGGAGAUGACUCGGUGUUUGCCCAUGACCUGCUGCCCGAGGAGCCCUGCCUCCCCAAAGCCCCGAAGUGUAAUGGCGCCCUCAGGACGUGAUAGCCUCCUCCAGCCGCCCGGCCAGGGCCUGUGGGGAGCUGAGCUCGUCCCGAAGGGAGGCCUGGAAGCCUGGAACCAGAGGGGACAGACCGUCCAUCCAGGAGGAUGGGGUCUGGGCCCAGGCUGGCCUGGUGAAACUUUGUUUUCCCCCCAAUCAUUUUUGCUGUAGAAAGAAGCCGAGAAGCACUGUAUGGCCUGAAAGAAGAAAAAUCUCUUGCCAAGAUGAUUAUAUGAUAGUAUAUAUAUAUAUAGAUUUUUUAUAUAUAUUAUAUAUAUAUAUAUUGGAAAAUAGAAUGUUCAGUCUAGCGGUUGUCGGCUCUCACCCCUUCUCCCCUUCCCCCCAAAGGAAGAGGGAUAGACACAAAAUCGCCAAUAUGUGCUAUGAUGUAAAGAAGACUCUUUUGAGGGUUCUGGGUUAGGAAGGUAUGUGGGGAAACAGGAGAAAGGCAGUGUGGUACAAUGGAUAGAGAGCCUGGACUCGAUUCCCAUCUCUACUACUGUACUUCCUGAGCCAUCCUGGACAAGUCACUACCUCUCUGGGCCCGUUUCCUCCAUGGGAAAAGUAGGAGGUUGGACAAGGUCAGCUCCUGUGAUCUAGAGAAGGGUUGGAAGAGGAAGGAAGGUGGGGGUGGGGUUGUAGUUGUUGGGGAUUUUUUUUUCUUUCCAUGAUGAAUGUAGAGAGAUUGCCUUUAUGCAGGCUACCUGGGGGCCAUUUGGAUGGGAGCAGAUCCCUUGUCCCUUCAGAGGACUAAGCGCAGGUAUGGUCCCACCUACUGCAUGGUGACUCUGAGUCUGAGAGGAAGCAGCAUUACAAAGAUGGAGAAUGAGGCCUUUGGCUCGAAGGGACAGUCUUGGCUCCAGGAGCCACAGACUAGGAUGCUCUUGGCCUUCUCCCAAUUAAUGAAGGUCUGAGUGGAGUGGAAAAAGAAGGGAUCGGUGGUCCCACUUGGGUUGAGGGGCAGCCAGAGACAAAGGGUAUCUAUCUAUCUUCAGCUCCAUGCUCUGGUGAUUAGGAUGAAGGAGGAGGCAAAAGCAGGAAACGUUUCAGGCAUUGCAAAGGGAGCGACUAGGUCUCUGGAGCAGGAGCAGGGGACUAGGGCAAGAGUUUUGUGUUGGAGUAAGUGUCAGGGCAAUGUUGGAAGUGGAGUAAGGGUCAAGCCCCAUAUUUCCUCAGUGAGUAACUAAGGAUGGAGCCAAAGUCAAGACAGGUAGGGCAAAAUAAUGAAAGAGACUGGGCUUGGAGGGAUUCAGAAAAUCUGAAUCAAAGCCCAGUUCUAACAUUUCCUUAUGAGUGUAAUCUCGAGCAAUUUUCUUCCUCCUCCUAGGUCUCAGUUUCCUCCCCUGUCAAAUGGCAGAGUCAGCAAUUUCAGGCUCUAAAUCCCAUGAUCCUCUAGAUUACUUUCUCCUGUUUUGUUCUGAGUUGCUUUGGGGGAACUAGGAUUCCUGCCUCAGGGGAGUGAUUGGUUGGUUGGUUGGUUGGUUUGGAGUUGGGCUUUUUGUCUUCUGUAUUUAAAGAGAAGCAUCACAGGUGUCAGCAAUCCCCAUCUCCUUCCCCCAUUCCGUGAAGAUUUGAAAUUACGGGUACCUGAAGGGAGGAGCCUUUAGCUUAUAUCAGAAAAGGUUUAUUCCAGACAAUUGUGUAUAUACAUAUAAAUAGAUGCUGUGUGUGUGUGUGUGUGUGUGUGUGUGUGU